AUGAAAAACCUCGAUGUGCACAAGUAUAUUAAAUUGGUGAAUUUUUUGAACAAGAAGAAAAAAUGUCCCCAGCUUAGUUUAAAAUAUGUCAAAGGUGAAGAUGGAUGUGAUCUUCAAUUAGCCAAUUAUGUAAAUAUCAACAAAGGAAAAAUAGGGAACGAUGCAUUGAGAUACACAAAUGACAGUACAGUGUCCAAGAUACUUUCGAAUGUGACCGAGCUUGGGAACGAGUCGGUGGUUUCCUCUACGCAAAGAAAAGGGGUGGAAAAAAAACUUUUUCUAUCGAAUGGCACCAAGGGGAAGAGGAAUAGCAACCUGGAUAGAAACUCCCAAACGAAGAAUGAUUUAACGAUACAGGUAAACUAUGUCAAUGGGGGCGGAAAUCUCCGAAACGAUGUUGUGGGCCCGUUAACAGGCUGCAGAAUGAAACAGACAGGAGGGAGAAAGGUAGAUAUACGACACGAUGAUGGACUGGGCCAAAGUAGUCUAUAUAGGAAGGAGGAGCAGGUGAAUUCCAAAUUGAUGCGAAUGCAUUGUAAUGGAACAUCAUACGAAGGUAUGAAUCAGACGGAGGGACGAAGCAAUCUACACAGAAGUGGCGAAAUGAGCAAAUUUGAAGUUUUCCAAAAGAGGGAAUCUCUCCGAGAUGGGUGUGACAUGGAAGGGGGACAGAUACACACCCUUGAGAAAAUCACCCAUUUAGGGUUUAACCAUCGAGGGGAUCGUUACAGCGUUAGUAAUGGCGACGAAGGAAGCUACGACGCAGGAGAGAAAAACAGAAAUUCCAAUACCUUCCAAUCAAUGGAGGAGACAGAAAGAGAAUUAAGUAGCGAAGAAAAUUUUGCGAAGGUGAAAAUUACCAAAGAAAAUAUUAUAAUUAUGGAUAAUUUGAAGGAAGAAAGUCGAAAGGGGAAAAAAACGAAGAAAAUGACCAUGACGGAGGAAAGGGAAAAUGUGGAUGACGACUUAGAGACGAUGGAAAGCAAUGUGAGAAGCAGUGCACAGGAAAAAUGCUUGAAGGUGGAAGAGACACAAGGAGGAGAAGAAACAGGUGGUAGUUGUAACGGGGUAGACAACGAUGAGGUGGUAGGAGACAAGGAAAAAAAAAUGUGUGAUGAUAAUCCAAAUGAAGAAGGAAAAGAAAAAGAAAAAAUAAAUUUCCAAAUGAAGAAUGGCAAGGUAAAUAAAAAGUGUCUGUACCCACAUGAAAUUGUUGAAUAUUUAAACAAAUAUAUUAUAGGGCAAACGGAAGCAAAGAAAGUCGUGGCAAAUGCAUUGAGACAGAGAUGGAGAAGAAUACAAGUAGAUGACGACAUGAGAAAGGACAUCAUUCCGAAGAACAUAUUAAUGAUAGGACCAACUGGAGUUGGAAAAACAGAGAUAGCAAGAAGAAUUUCCAUGUUUGUGGAUGCACCUUUUAUCAAGGUGGAAGCGACAAAAUUUACUGAAGUGGGUUUUCACGGAAAAGACGUCGAUCAGAUUAUUAAGGACUUAGUCGAAAUAGCCGUGAAGAGACAAAAAACAAAGUUCGAAAUUGAAAUUAGGGAACAGGCACAAGAAACGGUGGAAAAUAUCAUCUUGUAUUCCCUACUGGGAAAUAUAAAGGAGGAGGAGAAGAGUAUUUGGAGAAAAUAUUUGAAAGAUGGCUCCUUAGACGACAAGGUAGUGAGUAUCGAUAUUCCAAAUUAUGUAAAUAACAACAUGUUUUCCAACGACUCAGUGGAGAAUGCAGUGAAGGAAGCGCUAAGUAAUCACCAAAAUAUUAAGAGCGUCAAAAUUAUACACCAAAAUAUUAACAAACAGAAUGAUAAAAAAACCAUGACUAUACGAGAAGCUAAGCAGAAACUCUUGCAGUUGGAAAUCGAUUCCUCUAUGAACCAGGACGUUAUCCUAAAAACAGCUAUCAGCUCUGUAGAAGAAGAAGGAAUUGUGUUCAUUGACGAAAUUGAUAAAAUUUGUUCCAAGUCGAAUUCGUCUUACAAUGGACCAGAUGCAAGCGCGGAGGGAGUUCAGAGAGAUUUACUUCCCCUCAUAGAAGGAUGUGUAAUAAACACCAAGUAUGGAAAUAUCAACACGAACUAUAUUUUGUUCAUCGCAUCAGGGGCCUUCCAGAGAGUCAAGCCAAAUGAUAUGCUCAACGAACUACAGGGAAGAUUGCCUGUGCAUGUGAACCUCUCUAGUUUAACUAUAAAUGAUUUUAUCGAAAUUUUGACAAAGACCCAUAAUAAUUUGCUGCAACAGAAUAUUGCCCUGUUGAAAACGGAAGGGAUAGAUCUUCAGUUUACGGAUGAUGCCAUUGAAACUAUUGCAAAUGCCGCACAUGACAUGAACUUUUACGUAGAGAAUAUCGGUGUCCGAAGACUGCAUACCAUCAUAGAGAAAAUCAUGGAGGAUAUCAAUUACGACGUUUACAAUUAUGUGAAUAAAACCAUUGUCAUUGAUAAAGAGAAGGUGAAGAAAUCCCUGGAAGGAUUCAUUAAGCAGUUCGACUUGAAGAAGUACAUCAUUUGA
Molecule: messenger RNA, 2511 nt
Organism: Plasmodium knowlesi strain H
Lineage: Eukaryota; Apicomplexa; Aconoidasida; Haemosporida; Plasmodiidae
Product: ATP-dependent protease ATPase subunit ClpY, putative
Exons: 1
Coding region: 1-2511 (836 amino acids)
Cellular component (GO): HslUV protease complex
Molecular function (GO): peptidase activity; ATP binding; ATP hydrolysis activity
Source: RefSeq, a predicted model, not a curated record